Molecule: messenger RNA, 1490 nt
Organism: Phymastichus coffea
Lineage: Eukaryota; Metazoa; Arthropoda; Insecta; Hymenoptera; Eulophidae
Gene: IFT46
Product: intraflagellar transport protein 46 homolog
Exons: 4
Coding region: 373-1347 (324 amino acids)
Biological process (GO): cilium assembly; intraciliary transport
Cellular component (GO): centrosome; intraciliary transport particle B; motile cilium
Source: RefSeq, a predicted model, not a curated record
AUAACGGGCAAUUGGCGAUUGCGCGCAGAUUCGGCAAGAUCGUCGUCGUACGCGUCAGCUCUGUCGGUCGACGCGGCGGCGGCUGAUCAACAGGUGCGGCAGAACCGGCAGAAGCGAGCGAACCAACCUUGUCAAGCGCGAGUCUUCCUCGAUCGCGAGUGGUUCGUCAGGCGCACCAGGAGCGGGCAGAUUUACGGCACCUACGCUUUUUGAGAUUAGCGGCCGCUUCGAUGCUCGACAAGCCCAUUACUUUUGAUGCUUUUUCAGACUUUUUCGUUGCCUAAUAAACGAUUUAUUUGCAAUAACGUCCGAUGACUAAUUGCUGCCACGAGAGUACCGACUCGACGGGCAAACGUGUCUCGACCAUGCGCAAUGCGUAACCGUGGUGACCGUCUCGCAAACAAGCCAGCGAUCUUGCGACUACGGCGCGAGAACGAGCCAACCGAUAGAGUCUUCCCCCCGCGUGGGGAAGAAACGGCCGUGGCGACGCAAUGGACGCUCACGACAGUAGCGAAGAGGAGGAGCGUGCGAGGGAGGACAUCGCGGCGUUCACCAAAUUCGACGAGAGCAUCGAGGUACUCCAUGCCUGAAGAAUCUAUGGGCAUGGACAGCGAGACGUCGGCGAGCGAGGACAGCGAGGAAAUCGACACGCAGAAGAUCAUGAGGAUGAAGCUCGCUGACUUUUACGACGCGUCGCAGUUCGAGGAUCUCGACGUGUCCGCCGAGGUUAAAGAGCUGUUUCAGAACAUUACGAGGUACACACCACAGAAGAUCGAUCUGCAUUACAAACUGGCGCCGUUCACGCUGGAUUACAUACCGGCCGUCGGUGAUAUCGAUGCUUUUCUCAAGAUUCCACGACCCGAUGGCUUGACAGAGAAAGCUGGCCUUACGGUUUUGGAUGAGCCUGCGGCUGAACAAUCCGAACCUGCCGUGCUCCAGUUACAGUUGCGCAGUAAAACGAGAAGUGCUAGUAAUAUUCAGAAGCCGUCAGUGGUAAAAAGACUGGAAGACGCGUCGAAGCAUGGUCGUAUGAUCGACAAAUGGAUCGAGGAUAUGGGUCAAUUACAUCGUAGCAAGCCACCGCCAGCCGUCCAACUUACGCGCAAGUUUCCCGACUUAGACACUUUACUUCAACCCUGGGCACCCGAAGUCGAGGAUAAGCUGUAUCUUAGCUCAACCGCUGACUUUGAGAAGCUUGACUGCAGCCUAUUCCAGAUGAUCGACUUGAUUUGUGCGCUACUGGACAUUCCCGUUUACGGCGAUGAAAGAAUCGAGUCGUUGCAUACUUUAUUCGCUCUCUACGCGGAAGUGCACAACGUUGAUAUACAGAGGAUACACAAUUCGUAAGAAUAUAAUUUGUAGGGCUUUUUUUUGUCACAUUCACGUUUAAUGAGUACAAAACUUAAAUGUUUAAAAUACAUGCUGAUUGGUGGGAAUAAACCGAAUCCCAGCGAUGUAUAAUGACGCUUUCGAUAUACAAAAAAAUAUAU